Messenger RNA from Owenia fusiformis, 1312 nucleotides. NCBI's taxonomy places the organism in Eukaryota, Metazoa, Annelida, Polychaeta, Sabellida, Oweniidae. The record is from the annotation of a GenBank genome assembly.
CACGUGACUUUAACUUCGAUGGUCAGUCAGAAAUGUGAAAAAUUUCAGGAAUUUAUUACAAACUGUGCCUUUCUCUGACUGUAUACCUGAAGUUGGAUACUUCAGUGACAUUAACAAAUACCCAAACAUUGUACUAACAUACAGAAGGAUCAAGGAGUUUUGUAUCAGGCCUAUAGGCAAGGGAAUAAUGCCCACAAUGACACAACAAGAGUUCGAAGAUGAUAAUUCCAUACGGAUGAAGGCUGUUUAUAGUGGGGAUAUUAUGGUGACCCAGAUAGACCCAUCUAUUACCUACGAUGGCUUAUGUGAUGAGAUGCGUGAUAUAUGCCAGUUUGACAAGGUUCAGCCGUUCACUAUGAAGUGGGUAGAUGAGGAGGGGGACCCAUGUACAAUAUCAUCACAAAUGGAGUUAGAUGAGGCUAUCAGACUUUAUGAAGUGAACAAAGACUCUGAGAUCACAAUCCAUGUUUUCCCAAAUGUGCCAGAUAGGCCAGGCUUGCCAUGCGCUGGAGAAGAUCGCAAUGUAUAUAGAAGAGGUGCUAGAAGAUGGAGAAAGCUCUAUAGGAUCAAUGGUCACAGGUUCCAGGCUAAAAGGUUCAGUAGGAAAGCAUUUUGUGCAUUCUGCUCUGACAGAAUCUGGGGACUGGGAAGGCAGGGAUUCAAAUGUGUGGACUGCAAACUUCUGGUACACAAGAAGUGUCACAAACUAGUCAAGAUGACCUGUGGAGCUCCUGUGGAGCCUACAAAGGGGAGAGAAGAUGACUCAAUGCUCUCAGCUACUAGUGAAUCUAAUGGAGAACAGCUAACAGAGAAAGGUGAUGCUCCUGCACCAAACACAAUAAAAACAGACACAACCACUGAAGAGAAUGGAGAUAGCAGGAGCUCAGGCCUAACAAAGUCAGGGAUUACAUUGGACGACUUUGAUAUGAUACGCGUCAUAGGAAGAGGCAGUUAUGCUAAGGUGCUACUGGUCGAACAGAAGAAGACGAACAGACUUUACGCAAUGAAAGUCAUCAAGAAGGAAGUAGUCAAUGAUGAUGAGGACAUAGACUGGGUCCAGACAGAGAAACAUGUAUUUGAGUCCGCCUCCAACCAUCCCUUCCUAGUUGGACUCCACUCAUGCUUCCAAACACCUAGCAGGCUGUUCUUUGUCAUAGAGUUUGUGAAUGGUGGAGACAUGAUGUUCCAUAUGCAGCGGCAGAGAAGGCUGCCAGAAGAACAUGCACGCUUCUAUGCAGCUGAAAUAUGUCUUGCUCUAAACUUCCUUCAUGUGAAAGGUAUUGUAUACAGAGAUCUGAAACUUGACAAUGUC